UUGUAGGACUUGCUUGAUACACUAAACUUACAUAGUAGAUGUACGCUGGGCUCAAAGCUUAUACUUUAGAGAAUCAAGAAACUCUUAACCGUUUUCUCUCUCUGGGUUCAGCAUAUUUCACGUCCGUGCCAGACGUCGCAACAAAAGUUUGUGAGCGCCCGCUUCUCUGACUGCUAAACGAAGGCGCAAGAGGGGUGUCCCUGUCGCCGAGAUCUCUCAUGUCCACCGGGGGACAUGAUUCAGACUGGAGUAGACCCUGCAGGCCCCACCAAAGAAGCGUUGUCGGUGGUGAGUGAAGACCAGUCCCUGUACGAGUGCGCCUACGGAACGCCGCUCCAUCCCAAGACGGAGAUGACGGCGUCAUCCGCCAGCGAGUAUGGGCAGACGGCCAAAAUGAGCCCAAGAGUCCACCAGCAGGACUGGCUGUCUCAGCCGCCCGCCCGCGUCACCAUCAAGAUGGAGUGCAACACCAGCCAGGUCAAUGGCUCCAGGGCCUCCCCAGAUGACUGCAGUGCAGGGAAGGGAGGGAAGCUCCCCAGCGGAGCGGACAGCGUUCCCAUGACCUACGGCAGCUAUGUGGAGGACAAGCACAUCCCACCCCCCAACAUGACCACCAACGAGCGCAGGGUCAUCGUGCCCGCAGAUCCCACCCUAUGGACGACAGAGCACGUGCGUCAGUGGCUGGAGUGGGCCGUGAAGGAGUACCUCCUCCUGGAUGUGGACAUCUCUUUGUUCCAGAACAUCGAUGGCAAGGAACUCUGCAAGAUGAGCAAAGAGGACUUCCAGAGGCUGACCCCCAGCUACAACGCGGACAUCCUGCUCUCCCACCUCCACUACCUCAGAGAGACUCCACUUCCUCACUUGACCUCAGAUGAUGUUGACAAAGCCUUGCAAAACUCCCCGCGGUUAAUGCAUGCCCGCAACACAGGAGGUGCUAGUUUUAUUUUCCCCAACACCUCAGUGUAUCCCGACUCCUCUCCCAGGGUCCCGGGCAGGCCAGACUUAGCUUAUGAGGCAGCAAGGAGGUCAGGGUGGACGCCACAAGCUGUGUCUUCAUCCAAAGGGUCCCAGCCAUCUCCUGCCAUAGUCACCAAAACAGAGGAGCAGAGACCCCAGCUUGAUCCCUACCAGAUACUGGGGCCUACGAGCAGCAGGCUGGCCAAUCCAGGGAGCGGUCAGAUCCAGCUGUGGCAGUUCCUCCUGGAGCUCCUGUCCGACAGCUCCAACUCCAACUGCAUCACGUGGGAGGGCACCAACGGCGAGUUCAAGAUGACAGACCCGGACGAGGUGGCGCGGCGCUGGGGCGAGCGCAAGAGCAAGCCCAACAUGAACUACGACAAGCUGAGCCGCGCCCUGCGUUACUACUACGACAAGAACAUCAUGACCAAGGUGCACGGCAAGCGCUACGCCUACAAGUUCGACUUCCACGGCAUCGCCCAGGCGCUGCAGCCCCACCCGCCCGAGUCCGCCAUGUACAAGUACCCCUCGGACCUGUCCUACAUGAGCUCCUACCACGCCCACCAGCAGAAGAUGAACUUUGUGGCGCCCCACCCACAGGCAUUACCCGUCACCUCGUCCAGCUUCUUCGCCGCCCCCACCCCCUACUGGAACUCCCCCACGGGGGGCAUUUACCCCAACACCCGGCACCCUGCCACCCACAUGCCCUCCCACUUGGGCACAUACUAUUAGACAGACCGGUGGGCGGAACCCUGGCUCUCACCAGGUUAAACAGCAGGACGAGGAAUUGGGGGUAAAAGUGCAGGCAGACAAAUUGUGAACAAAAAGCAAACUAAAAAGGGCUUUUGUUUGGGAAAAGUGAACUCAGACACGUGUACGGGCAUAAGUAAAAGAAAAUGGAAAUGAAGGGAUGGUAACUAUGUAGAAUAGGAUGAAAUUGCUGGGAAGCGGGUAGGUGUAAAAGAGGAGGAUGUACAGAAAGAAUGAGAGGAUUUCUAAAGAGAAGGAGAUGUUGACAUGUAUAUAUCAAAUGGGGAAUGGAGUAUUCCAAUGGAAGCAAGGGUUGUGUGGGUCAAGUAGAAACUGAGGCAAGAGACAGCGUGGUGUUGCAUAGAGGCAUAUAGGGAGGGGAAUGUGACGUAAUGCAUACCUAUUAAAACAGGAGGAGAACAUACCACAAGAAGUUUAACAAUAGCUGCAUGAACAGUUACCUAUUAUAUAUGUUAAGUAUUAAACUACCUUAUUUAAUGAAGCAAACAUAUCAAAGUCUGCAUAGACGGGGGUGGGGGUGGAAAAAGAGACGGAGCAAACAAAAGCAAUGACAAUAAAAGUGACAACUUCCACUUGUGUGGAAAAUGCAAGGGGGAUACAGGUGUUAGCUGUAGUAAACUGUGAAACAAGCAAGAGCGGGAUGUGCUUUUGGCGGGCAGUACAGGACAGCUGAGCCUAGAGGCCAUGGACUCCGGUGUGGGAUGGGAAGAGAGAUAGGAACAAGGAGCUGGUGCAACUACAUGGAAGAUGGUUGAUAACAGAUUGGAAAGACAUUGAAAUAUGGGAAAACUAAGUAUUAUUCCUUUGGCUAUAAACUGCCAUACAGGUAUCUAUCAGUAUUAUACUACAUAUGGCAUUAUUGAGAGUAAAGGAAAGCCAUUUACUUGAUUGCUAUUUUUUUAAAGGGAAUGCUCUGAAAAAGGUGCAUCUUUGCAAUUUGGAAAACUGGAAUAAUGAUGAUAUGAGAAUAUUGUAGUGGACCUCAAAUCUGUUUCUGGAUGGAGGGGGAGUUUCUUGACCUGUGCCUUAUCAUAGAAACUCCUCAUACUACCAAAGAGAUUUCAUAAAAAAAAUAUCAAUUUUUGUAUUUUUUUCUGAGUCGCGAACGCUGUGCGUUUGUUAGAUUGAAAUAUACAAUUCAGUGUUAUAUGUCUUUUAUAUUAUAAAUAUAUAACUUAUGCAUUUAUACACUACGAGUUGAUCUCAGCCAGCCAAAGAGCCAGACUUAUACACAUUUUUUAAAUAAUCGACACAGUUGGGGAUAAAAAAUAGUAUCAAAACAGACCAAGUGGACAGGAAUCAAUUUACCAAUAGUGGCCUUGGAUUCUCAAUUUCAUGCUUUUGUUUACAGUACAGAUUGUAUGUACUUAGAAUAAAAAACUGAUUGUAUGUAACAAUAAAAAAUAAGCUGGGCCUGGCAUGGCAUUUCGACCUAUUCAGUAUUACUUUUAUAGGUUUAGGGAUGGGAUGGGGGUAGCAGUGCCUAAUAAACCAGGCAAGCAAAAAGGCCUGGACUGAGAUUGUCUAAAAGGGAAGGGUACAGAAACCGCAUUCUAUGAUAAAUUAUGUUCUUUUUUCCAUUGUGACAUUCUAAUAAAAU
Molecule: messenger RNA, 3328 nt
Organism: Megalops cyprinoides (Indo-Pacific tarpon)
Lineage: Eukaryota; Metazoa; Chordata; Actinopteri; Elopiformes; Megalopidae
Gene: erg
Product: ETS transcription factor ERG
Exons: 11
Coding region: 235-1689 (484 amino acids)
Biological process (GO): cell differentiation; regulation of transcription by RNA polymerase II
Cellular component (GO): nucleus
Molecular function (GO): DNA-binding transcription factor activity, RNA polymerase II-specific; sequence-specific DNA binding
Source: RefSeq, a predicted model, not a curated record